CGUAUCUGUAAUUUUCUCUGACUAUUUUUCUGAACUGAGAGCUGUGUUGGAAGCUUUGGACUCGAGCAGAGGCUUCCAAGAUUUAAUAAGACGACGUCGCGUUGAAGCUCGGUGGAUUUGACGACUCAGUGGCACUUUGGUAAUUUGAGUGAGUGAAUUAGUUGAAUAUAUGUUCAGGUGAAAAGAGGAGGGUAUUCUGAUAUCUCGUUCUUGAUCCGAGAAAGAAAAAAAAACUCUCUCUCUUGGCGAUCUGUAAAAUUCUCCCGAAAUCCCGCAAACCCUAGAAGCAAUAAACGACCCAGACCUUUCCCGAGACGUAAGACCAAACACAACGCUUGGAUUUGAACUCGUAAACUUCUGUGUCUUGUUCUCUUUGAUUGUUGUGUUUGUUGGUUGCUGGUUGUUCAUGUUUUGCAGGUACAUUCGUGCGAUUAGGUGUUGCGAGCUUGGAGCAUUGGUUCGAGUUUUCGUUCUGGGUGGCUGUGGAGAGAUUUGAUGCUGAGUUCAGAUGGUAUUCCACUUUAACCAAUGGAAAAUGUAAAACAACUGGCUCCACACCUGAAUUGAACCUGGAAACCAACUUGGUUAUUGGACGUCGGAAUGAAUCAACCGCUGCAGCACAGGAUUCUUCCUCCCAGUCUCCACCACCAGCUGAGAAAUUCGAGUAUCAGGCUGAAGUAUGUUAAUUUCGGGUCGAAUAGAGAGCUUACAUUGUGAUAAUGUUUGCCGGUCACUGAUGUUUGUGGCUCUCGACACGCCUCAUGGACCUCAUUGUUAACAGCUUGUAUAGCAACAAGGAGGUGUUUCUCCGUGAGCUUAUCAGAUAUGUUCUCUAUGGUUUUGUACCGCUUUAGAGAACGGGACACUUGUGCAACGCAAGUGAUGCCUUGGACAAGCUGCGGUAUCUGAGUGUCACACAGCCUGAGCUUUUGAAUGACUCCGUCGAUCUUGACAUACGUAUACACAUUGAUAAGGAUAAUGGAGUAUUAACUAUCACUGACUCUGGAAUCGGAAUGACAUGACAAGAACUUGUUGAUUGUCUUGGGACUAUUGCUCAAAGUGGAACUGCCAAGUUCCUGAAAGCGUUAAACGUUUGAGUGGUUUUUCAAAUAUCACUGUCUCGGGUCUUUUACCGAAAAUCAUUGGAUGGGCUUAGAGACGUUUUAAUAAUGUUCAGAAUAGCAAAGAUGCUGGUGGAAGCAACAAUUUAAUCGGUCAAUUUGGUGUAGGGUUCUAUUCAACUUUCUUGGUUGCAGAUUGGCGUGAUGACAAAGGUUAUGCACAUCCAGAACGGGUUGAGAAGCUUGUGAAAAACUAUUCUCAAUUUGUUUCGUUCCCCAUAUGCACUUGGCAGGAAAAAGGGCACACAAAAGAGAUCGAAGUUGAGGAGGAUCCAGCUGAAGCAGCAAUAGAUGACCAGGGUGAUAAAACUGAGAAAAAGAAGACCAAGACUGUUGUUGAGAGAUACUGGGAUUGGGAGCUUACCAAUGAGACACAACCCAUAUGGCUUCGGAACCCUAAAGAGGUGACCACAGAGGAAUACAAUGAGUUUUAUAGGAAAACCUUCAAUGAGUAUUUGGACCCAUUAGCUUCCUCUCACUUCACAACAGAGGUCCAUCCUUUAUGUGCCGGCUGUCUCACCAGUCACCAAUGGGGAAGGAUGACUUGGUUAAUCCAAAGACAAAGAAUAUAAGGCUUUAUGUUAAACGGGUUUUCAUCUCAGACGAUUUUGAUGGAGAACUGUUUCCUCGCUACUUGAGCUUUAUUAAGGGUGUUGUUGACUCAAACGAUCUUCCACUUAAUGUUUCUCGUGAGAUUCUUCAGGAAAGCCGCAUUGUACGGAUCAUGAAGAAGCGUCUGGUGCGAAAGGCUUUCGAUAUGAUUUUGGGCAUAUCCUUGAGUGAGAAGAGAGAAGAUUAUGAGAAAUUUUGGGAUAAUUAUGGAAAGCAUCUGAAAUUGGGAUGUAUUGAGGACCGUGAAAACCACAAACGUAUAGCCCCGUUGCUUCGGUUUUUCUCCUCCCAGAGUGAGGAUGAGAUGAUCAGCUUGGAUGAGUAUGUCGAGAACAUGAAACCCGAACAGAAAGCCGUCUAUUACAUUGCUGCUGACAGUGUUACAAGUGCCAGGAAUACACCUUUCCUAGAGAAGCUUCUCGAGACGGAUCUCGAAGUGCUCUAUCUGGUGGAUCCAAUCGAUGAAGUUGCUAUACAGAGCUUGAAAUCUUACAAGGAGAAGGACUUUGUUGACAUCAGCAAGGAAGACUUGGAUCUAGGUGACACGAAUGAGGAGAAAGAGGCAGCCAUGAAGGAGUUUGGGCAGACAUGUGAGUGGAUUAAGAAGUGGUUGGGUGAGAAGGUUGCUGGUGUUCAAAUCUCCAACCGGCUAAGCUCGUCCCCUUGUGUUCUUGUGUCCGGGAAAUUUGGUUGGUCGGCGAAUAUGGAGAGGCUAAUGAAAGCACAGACAGUGGGUGACACAUCGAGCCUGGAGUUCAUGAGAGGGAGGAGGGUGUUUGAGAUCAAUCCCGACCACCCGAUUAUCAAAAACUUAACUGCUGCACAUAAAAGUAACCCAGACGAUGAAGAUGCGGCGAGAGCCAUAGAUCUUCUGUAUGAUGCAGCCGUGGUAUCUAGUGGGUUCACCCCUGAGAAUCCAGCCGAGCUUGGUGGGAAGAUAUAUGAGAUGAUGGGGAUGGCCCUUUCGGGGAAAUGGUCGAGCCCUGAAUCCGAGCAGCCGACGGCCGAGCCACUGGAAGUUGAAGUGGCUGAAGUGGUGGAGCCAGUUGAAGCCUGUGGGCAGAAAUGAAUACAAUGCUCAUAUUCUUGUUCUUCUUUAAGAGGAGAAGAAAGGGGAAAAAUAUCUGAAAUCUAAAUCAGAUUAUUAUUAUU
Molecule: messenger RNA, 2885 nt
Organism: Tarenaya hassleriana
Lineage: Eukaryota; Viridiplantae; Streptophyta; Magnoliopsida; Brassicales; Cleomaceae
Product: heat shock protein 90-6, mitochondrial
Exons: 18
Coding region: 1624-2802 (392 amino acids)
Biological process (GO): protein folding; cellular response to heat; protein stabilization
Cellular component (GO): protein-containing complex; plasma membrane; cytosol
Molecular function (GO): ATP-dependent protein folding chaperone; ATP hydrolysis activity; ATP binding
Source: RefSeq, a predicted model, not a curated record